Messenger RNA from Naegleria lovaniensis, 975 nucleotides. RefSeq lists its product as uncharacterized. The record is from RefSeq and is a predicted model, not a curated record. NCBI's taxonomy places the organism in Eukaryota, Heterolobosea, Eutetramitea, Acrasida, Naegleriidae. The transcript has a single exon. The coding region runs from base 1 to 975 and encodes 324 amino acids.
AUGCGAUUCAUUCAUGUCAGUGCCAACAUGUGUGUAAGGAAGCACAAAAAGUCAUCAUCGAAAAAGACCUCUCCAGUGACAAAUCUUGCCAUGACAGCCCCAUCAAUUUUGAAAGCCUAUGCCAAUCAUUACACUUCAACAAACUCACAACUCUCUGAAGAGCAACAAAAUGAACAGGAGCACAGCAUGCAGCUUCGCAAUUCAAUGUAUGACACUUCCCAAUACAACCAUGAACAUACACUACUCAAUCAUGACACAAUGUACCAUAACAACAACAGCAACAGCAACAACCACUCAAAUUCGACAAUAACUUCAUCUCAUCCAAACCAUGAGUUGCAUCAUGUGUUGGACGUGACGAAUCCUCACAACACCCACGCCAUGUCGAACAAAAUGGUUCGUGCAGGCUCCUCUUCAUCCAUAAAUGCAUGUAACGACCGAGUUGGUGCAUGCAAAGGUGAUGAUCAUGGUACCCUACAACAGCCACUCACAACAAAUAGAAGAGGGUCAAUCGCGUCAUCGACAUCAACUGCUUCAAAUGCAUGUAUGGAAUGUACGAGCACGAACCAACUCGUCCCAUCGUCACCGCAUGCAUCCUCCAACAACAUGAUGAUCAAGAAUGGUCGAGUUUGUUCUCCAUCCACCUUGUUGCAUUCAAGUAACAACAACCAUGCAUGCACUUCACAAAUUCGCUUUGUCAUGGAAGACAACUUUGCCAACACAGCACCUCCAAAAAAGCGUAACAUUCUCACAAAACAUCAAAUCAUACGAGUGUUGCAUUUGUCUCAAGCUCAAGCUUGUAAGAUUUUGGGAUGUAGCAUCUCUACCUUAAAACGAAGAUUUGGAGAGCUGAAACAUGAGCUGGGCAUGGAAAAGUGGCCAAGCUAUUUUGAUGAUGUUCGACAUUUACCUGUUUUUCCUCAACUCUAUCCCAUGUCUUUAAGUUACAUUUUGAAUGAAGAGAAUGUGAGUCCUUAA